This is a messenger RNA of Cyprinodon variegatus (sheepshead minnow), 1740 nucleotides long. RefSeq names its product metabotropic glutamate receptor 7-like. Lineage: Eukaryota; Metazoa; Chordata; Actinopteri; Cyprinodontiformes; Cyprinodontidae. The annotation marks the transcript as partial. The transcript has 5 exons. Gene Ontology annotation, molecular function: group III metabotropic glutamate receptor activity. Gene Ontology annotation, biological process: G protein-coupled glutamate receptor signaling pathway; regulation of synaptic transmission, glutamatergic. The record is from RefSeq and is a predicted model, not a curated record. Gene Ontology annotation, cellular component: membrane.
CGCACGCACCUCUCUCACCCGCGCAGACACGCGCACGGCGCGGCGGUGAGCGGAGCGCAGUUAUUUGGUGCUGUCGUUGCGGAGCAGUUCAUCCCCUGCGGUUCUGUGGUGCGUGGAAAAAGACCCCGCAUAACAUCUCCCCUCCUCUCCAGUCUCCUCUCUGCUGUUUAGCAUGUUCUGGAUCAUGGCAACAGUGCGGGACGUGGGCAGGGUGGGUUUUUCAUGCCUUCACAGACGGAAUCCGUGGGGCUGCUGCAGGAGUUAAAGGAGUGAUAUCUUUCUGUUUUCUGGGCUGGAGACCUGGAAUGAUCCUGGAAUGUUCCUGGAAUGAUGGUGAUGAUGCUGGAGCAACAAGCGUGCGGCGGCUCUGCGCACACUUUGCGGUGAUAACGCGCACUUGAAGGCGGACUGUUGCAUCUGUCUGCAAGAUUUCAGACAGUUUGUGUUUUUUUCCAACAAAAAGGAACUUGGCUCCUGGAAGCCUCUCACUCCUCAGAGAAGUGCUUCAUCCUUACUUCUGCGUUUUAACGCUGGGAGAGCUUUGAUCCCUGUGCAGGGGCGGAAGCAGUGGAUCCCGAGCCAUGAGCUGCCAGAAGCGUGGCCCCCCAGAGGUGAGAGCAAAUCUAAUGCUCCGGAUCCUGUGGAUGAUUCCAGCUCUCAUGGAUGUAGCUGGAACCCAGGAGAUAUAUGCACCGCACUCCAUCCGAGUGGAGGGAGAUGUGACACUGGGGGGGUUGUUCCCAGUGCAUGCCAGGGGUUUUCCGGGAACGCCUUGUGGGGACAUCAAGAAGGAAAACGGCAUCCACCGGCUGGAGGCCAUGAUGUACGCGCUGGAUCAGAUCAAUGGAGAUGAGGACCUGCUUCCUAAUGUGACACUGGGCGCUCGGAUCCUGGACACCUGCUCCAGAGACACGUACGCCCUGGAGCAGUCUCUGACCUUUGUGCAGGCCCUGAUCCAAAAGGACACCUCGGAUGUCCGCUGCACCAACGGGGAGCCACCGGUUUUUGUGAAGCCGGAAAAAGUUGUGGGAGUUAUUGGUGCGUCAGCGAGCUCUGUGUCCAUCAUGGUGGCCAACAUCCUGCGGCUCUUCCAGAUCCCACAGAUCAGCUAUGCAUCCACUGCUCCAGAACUAAGCGAUGACCGCCGCUAUGACUUCUUCUCACGAGUUGUUCCUCCAGACAGCUUCCAGGCACAGGCCAUGGUGGACAUCGUUAAAGCCAUGGGCUGGAACUAUGUCUCCACGGUAGCCUCUGAGGGGAGCUACGGGGAAAAGGGGGUGGACGCCUUCAUGCAACUCUCCAGAGAAGCAGGUGGAAUCUGCAUUGCUCAGUCACUGAAGAUCCCUCACGACCGCAAACCUUCAGACUUCGAUAAAAUCAUCCGUCAGCUGCUGGAUACCCGCUACGCCAGAGCUGUGGUCCUGUUCGCCUCUGAUGAAGACAUCAGGGGAAUUCUGAACGCCACGAAGCGAGCGGAUCAGGUGGGUCACUUCCUGUGGAUAGGCUCUGACAGCUGGGGGGCCAAGAACAGUCCCAUCCACCAGCUGGAGGAGGCUGCUGUCGGAGCCAUCACCAUCCUGCCCAAGAGGGCCACCAUCAAUGGCUUCGACUCCUACUUCAUGUCGCGGACCCUGGAGAACAACCGCAGGAACGUGUGGUUUGCUGAGUACUGGGAGGAGAACUUCAACUGCAAACUGAUGAGCUCGUCCAAGAAGGACGACAGCAGCAGGAAGUGCACAG